AUGAGUCAACCCACGGCGAGGGAGAUCCCCCCAUUCACCUUCCCCCGCGAAUACCACUUUCCACCUUUCUUCACCCGCCAAACCAACCUCACAACACACCACGCCCAACUCACCAAAUGGUCCUCCCUCAUCCUCUCCUUCUGCCAACACUACCGCAUCCACCGCCUCUCCCUCUCCCAAUUCACCACCACCGCCACCAGCAGCACCGCCACAUCUUCCUCCUUAACUUCCUCGUCUUCGGCCGCGCCACUCGAAACCCUCUUCCACAACCCGACUAUAAACCGCCGCCUCAGCACAGCGGACAUCAAGGACGUCAUCGACUUCAUGCGCAAGCAGGGCCGCGUCGAGUCGUACGCCCCCACUGGCGCGAACGGCGACGGCGGGAAGGAUGUUGUGUGGGUUUAUUGGCGGACGCCGGAGGAGUGGGCGGAGAUUGUGGAGAGGUGGGUGGAUGAGACGGCGCAGAGGGGGGUGGUUUUGACGGUUUAUGAGAUUACGGAGGGGGAGACUUGUAGGGGGACGGAGUUUUAUGGGCUGGAUCAGGAGUUGAUGAUGAAGGCUCUUCAGGUCCUCGUCAAGAGGGGGAGGGCGCAGAUUUUUGGCCAGGAGGACUCGCAGGGUGUCAAGUUCUUCUGA
Molecule: messenger RNA, 636 nt
Organism: Scedosporium apiospermum
Lineage: Eukaryota; Fungi; Ascomycota; Sordariomycetes; Microascales; Microascaceae
Product: ESCRT-II complex subunit
Exons: 2
Coding region: 1-636 (211 amino acids)
Biological process (GO): protein transport to vacuole involved in ubiquitin-dependent protein catabolic process via the multivesicular body sorting pathway
Cellular component (GO): ESCRT II complex
Molecular function (GO): structural molecule activity; protein homodimerization activity
Source: RefSeq, a predicted model, not a curated record